This is a messenger RNA of Menidia menidia (Atlantic silverside), 1701 nucleotides long. Lineage: Eukaryota; Metazoa; Chordata; Actinopteri; Atheriniformes; Atherinopsidae. The record is from the annotation of a GenBank genome assembly.
AUGAACACAGUCUGCUGUUGCAUUUACCAGUACAAGCUCAACCUUGAGGACCAAUUAGGGAGAGAGUUCUGUCAGUUUCAAGCCAGCCAGCCGAAGUUUGUGAGACCUGUCCUCCUCUGCAGCGCCGAGAUGGAGCAAACCAGUGUGGUGAAGCCAGAAACUUUAGAUGAGCUGAUAGAAGUCCUGCACAAAAUCUUCGAGAGCGACCACAUCAAUGUUGAGGAGGUCCAAAAUAUAAUGGAAUCAUAUGAGAGCAACCCUCUGGAAUGGGGGAAGUUUGCAAAAUUUGAUCCAUUCAGGUACACAAGAAACUUGGUAGACGAGGGAAAUGGAAAGUUCAACCUCAUGAUUCUCUGUUGGGGUGAAGGACAUGGCAGUAGCAUCCAUGACCACUCAGACUCCCACUGCUUCAUGAAGCUGCUGCAGGGGCAGCUGAAGGAAACGCUGUUCCAGUGGCCAGAAAAGUCAAAGGGAGACAUGGUCCAGAAGUCCCAGAGGAUUCUCCAGGAAAACAAGGUUGCUUACAUUAAUGACAGCCUUGGUCUGCAUCGUGUGGAAAAUGGUAGCCACACAGAGGGCGCCGUGAGUUUGCACCUAUACAGUCCCCCAUUCAACACCUGCCAGACCUUUGACCAGAGGACAGGCCACAAGAACAACGUCAAGAUGACCUUCUGGAGCAAAUAUGGAGAGAGGACACCAUUUGAGACAACAGUUUCACAAGAAAACAACUAGAAGUCACCAAAGGAGGCUCUGGAUGAUUAAGACUUUUGCAUUUGAAAUGGCAUUGCUUUGAAUUUGAUUGAAGAGAUACCGCUGGAAAAGGCAAAAACUGGGCCUGUUAUGACUUGGCAGCCCAUUUUUUAAAAUCAGGACUGGGCUGGUUCCAAAGGACAACCCGCUAAUUAGAAUGGCUUUAUCGCUGCUUAGUGUGAGCUUGGCAAAUACCGAUGAGCACAGAACGAGUACAUGAAUAGGCUUGGACGUGGAUUGUAUCUGCCUUUUGUCUGCUGGGCCUGAGGAGACCCUUUUCCAAUAACAGCAUUCCAGUCUAUCCACAACCUGUGUAACCACACUUUUGUAAAGUUAUGGCCCGUAGACAAAGAGUAGAGCUUUAGCAUUUUAAAGAGGAAAUAUUGCUGUUGCUGAGCUUUUUUUUUUUUUUUUUUUAUUGUAAGGAAAAAAAUAACAAAAAAGGAAAACUGCAAUCACAAGUUUUUGUUUGUCAGUUAUACUUUUAUAGCUGUAUUUUCUGUUGAUUUAUACCACUCAAUUCAAUAGUCUUAAUACCUGUUUAAAAUGGUCAAGGAAUGUGGCAAUAUUUGUAUAUUUCUAACUAAAAGUUUUUUUUUUCUUUUGUUUUUAAAAUUUGGAGUCUGAUAUGUAAAGCUUCAGAGUUGUGUUGUUGUUAAAAGUGCAGUGCAUGUAAUUUAUUUGCAGGUUAUCCUGUUCAUUGAAGAAGUUUUUGAAUCACCACCCUCCUCAAUGUGUUCAUACAUCAUAUUAUGGAGGGAUUAUUUUGUAUUAUUGGAGACUAGUAUGCUUUAGAUAAGACUGAUGCUUUUUCUCAGGACAUACAUUGAUUGUAGUCAAUAUUCCAUAAUCAUUUGUAGUUUUAUACAUUACAAACAUGAUUUCUGUAAUGUGGUAAUAAAUCUUGCCAUAACUGUGGACAAUUAAACAUCACUAUUCUUUCUCAUAAAA